Messenger RNA from Truncatella angustata, 1329 nucleotides. RefSeq names its product GDSL-like Lipase/Acylhydrolase. The transcript is spliced from 2 exons. Bases 1 to 1329 code for a protein of 442 amino acids. The record is from RefSeq and is a predicted model, not a curated record. Lineage: Eukaryota; Fungi; Ascomycota; Sordariomycetes; Amphisphaeriales; Sporocadaceae.
AUGGCGCCUCUCCGGACGAUUUUGACAACGAUCUUGUUGCUGUUCGGCUCACUGGCAGCCGCCAACUCGAACGACCAUGGCCAUCAGAAAGGAAAAUGGGUCGAUAUCUGGGCCUCCAUGCCGCAGCUUACUGAAUCGGCGAAUUUGCCCCCAAUACCAUUUAACGACACAGGCGUAGUCUUCCAGAACAGUACCAUCCGGCAGACCGUUCGCGUGACUCUUGCCGCCCCCAUCGUCCGCCUGCAGAUCUCCAAUGCCUUCGGGGUCUCCGACCUGCCAAUCACGUCGGCAUCGAUCGCUCUGCCUCUGAACGGAUCCUCCGGGACUUCAGCCGUCAAGGCAUCGUCAGUCAGGCCCUUGACCUUCUCUGGAGGUAACACGCACUACACGAUCCCACAAGGCGCACUCGCAGUCACGGACCCCGUCUUUGACUUCCCCGUCUCUGCCGGCACGAUUGUGACCAUCUCGCUGUACCUAGCAGACGGCCAGACGACGAAUCUCAUCACAUCUCACCCGGGAAGCCGGACGACAUCGUACUUUGUGCGCGGGAACAGCGUCAACGCGAGCGAUCUCCAGAUCUCGGACCCGAGCACCCAGAAAGCGGACCAUUGGUACUUCAUCUCCACGCUCUCGGGCUACGUCGCCCCGCCAUCUUCGGGCUCCAUCUCGGGCGCUCUGGCGAUCGUAGGCGACAGCAUAACCGACGGGCGCGGCAGCACGACCAACGGCAACAACCGGUGGCCAGAUGUGCUGUCCGCGCAUCUGCAGUCCCGCCGCGCGACAUCGGGCAUAUCGGUGCUCAACCUCGCGGCCGGCGGCAACAGGGUUCUCCACGACGGCCUGGGGCCCAACGCGCUGUCGCGGAUCGACCGGGACGUCCUCGGCGCCGGCAGCGUGAGGUACGCCCUGGUCUUCGAGGGCGUGAACGACAUCGGCACGGCGGCGACAGACGCGGCAUCGCAGCAAGACGUCGGGGCGCGGCUCAUCGCCGCGUACGAGCAGAUCAUCACCCGCGUGCACGCCAGGGGGAUCCCGAUCUUCGGGGCCACCAUCACGCCGUUCAGCGGGCCGGGACAGACAUACUCCGAUCCGGAGCGCGAAAAGACACGGCAGAGGGUCAACGGGUGGAUUCGUGGGUCGGGACGAUUUGAUGCAGUAGUGGACUUCGAUACACUGGUGAGGAAUGCUACGCAGUCGGAUCAGUUGAGCGAGCUGUACAAUGUGGGUGAUUAUUUGCAUCUGAACCCUGAUGGAUAUAAGGCCAUGGGCGAAGCGGUAGAUUUAGCAUUGUUCGAGAGGUUUGGGGAUGGCGUCUAUGGAAUUUUGUGA